CUGGGCAUGAAGCCCAGGACUCAAAGGGAGGCUCUAGAGAACAUCUGGUCCACUUGAUAUAUAGAAGCCAGCACUGCAUGUGUGUAUUUGUGUGUAUGUGUUUUUCCUAUGCUGACUCAUGGCAUUGAAGCCUUUCUGGAAACACCCCCACUUUUGUAGCCAGCCAGUUUAUACACACCCCUUCAGCUCCUCCUUGUUUCAAAUGUUAAGUCAAGAGGAAGAAGGAAAAUAAAUUCAAGAGCUGCUCUCAAGCAUCUAGAAUUCUCUGCACCCCACCUCUUCAGAAGAGAGACUGGCCCCAGCUCUGACUCAGUCUACUACAAACUGGACUCUCCUCUUAAAGCACCAACUUUAUCUCAGCCUUUGGACAAAACUGGAAGAAAAGAGUCCACAAGUACUUUGGACUCUGCAGGAAGCAGGGGGCUGACAACUGGCAGUAAAAACAGAAAGAUGGCAGACCCUGAAAUCGAGCUUUUCGUGAAGGCUGGAAGUGAUGGGGAGAGUAUUGGAAACUGUCCCUUUUGCCAACGCCUUUUUAUGAUCCUCUGGCUUAAAGGAGUUAAAUUCAAUGUAACUACUGUUGACAUGACCAGAAAGCCUGAAGAGCUGAAAGACUUAGCCCCAGGCACCAAUCCUCCCUUCCUGGUGUAUAACAAGGAGUUGAAAACAGACUUCAUUAAAAUUGAGGAGUUUCUAGAGCAGACACUGGCUCCUCCAAGGUAUCCUCACCUGAGUCCCAAGAACAAGGAGUCCUUUGAUGUGGGCUGUAACCUCUUUGCCAAGUUUUCUGCAUACAUUAAGAAUACACAAAAAGAAGCAAAUAAGAAUUUUGAAAAAUCUCUGCUCAGAGAAUUUAAACGUCUGGAUGACUACUUAAACACCCCGCUUCUGGAUGAAAUUGAUCCAGACAGUGCUGAGGAACUCACAGUUUCCAGAAGAUUGUUCUUGGAUGGGGACCAGCUGACACUGGCUGACUGCAGCUUGUUACCCAAACUGAACAUUAUUAAAGAAAAAAAAUCCACAGUGAUCUCCUCUGGGAACCAUAAAAAUUUGUUUCUUUCUUCCCAAAUCAGAAGGUUGCUGCCAAGAAAUACCGUGACUUUGACAUUCCAGCAGAAUUCUCAGGAGUCUGGCGCUAUCUUCACAAUGCCUAUGCCCGUGAAGAAUUUAUCCACACAUGUCCUGAAGACAAAGAAAUUGAAAAUACCUACGCAAGUGUGGCUAAACAGAAGAGUUAAGGCAACUCUUUCAGUAGAAAAAGCCCUCUUUUCACUUGUCAUAUUAUAAAGGUUUCUGGAAAUAAGAAUAUGGAAAAUACUGUUUCCUCUAUCCAACUCUCAUGAAAAGAAUGCUGUAUUUUCUGUAUCUGGCCAGUCCAAACUAUCUUCCCACUAUGUAUUUUAAGGUUCUUUAUAUUUUCACCUACUUUUCUUUAUUUCUAUGGCAUAAGCACUGCAAUAUUAAAUGACACGGAAAGCAUCAA
Messenger RNA from Neofelis nebulosa (Clouded leopard), 1483 nucleotides. It is a transcript of the gene CLIC2, whose product is annotated as chloride intracellular channel 2. Gene Ontology annotation, biological process: negative regulation of ryanodine-sensitive calcium-release channel activity; chloride transmembrane transport. The transcript has 7 exons. The coding region runs from base 451 to 1287 and encodes 278 amino acids. NCBI's taxonomy places the organism in Eukaryota, Metazoa, Chordata, Mammalia, Carnivora, Felidae. Gene Ontology annotation, molecular function: chloride channel activity. The record is from RefSeq and is a predicted model, not a curated record.